UCGAACCAGAAUCAAUCUGAACCGUCGAGAAUACCAUCCAACGGUCACGAACAAUCUCCUCUAAAGAAAGAUCUUUUUUUUUUUUUUGGAUGUUGUUUUCGGAUCAUAAACCCUAGCCACCUCGGUUCCCUCUCUUCUUUCCAAAACGAAAAGUUCGUGAAACCAUCUUCACCGCCGAUCCUUCAUCUUCUUCUUCUUCUUCUUCUUCUUCUUCACCAUGUCUACUCUUCUCUAAAAAUAAAAAAGCAAAAACCCCAUGAACAGAUCUCGAUCCUCUCAAUCGAUUUUUCUUACUUUUUCUUCUUCCAUCUCCAGAGAUCUCUGCGAUUUUCUUUCUUCUUUUUCUCCCUUUCUGGGUUUCACUAAUUUUGAUCGAAUCUGUUAAAAUCUGACGACUCUUUUCCCUUUCGAUUUCCCCUAUUAAAAAAAAAAAAGAAGAGGUUUUUUAAAACAAAAUCUUGUUAGAAUCGGAUUGGUUUAUCUGAAAGAUCCGUGUUUUGUUAGAAUUUUAGCGAGUAUACAUCGAAGGAGGGGUUUGAAUCAAGCCAAUUUCUUAACUAAGUCAAGCCAGUUUGUGGCGUCUUCAGUCUUGAGUAAGAAAGGGAAUCGUAUGAGCAAGGCAUAGAUGCCGUCGGUGGGAAUGAGACGAACCACUAGGGUUUUCGGGGUGGUUAAAGCCCCAGACGGAGCCCGGGUCCUUCGUUCGGGUCGUCGGAUCUGGCCUAACGUCGGCGAACCCAAGGUACGGAGAGCUCACGAUGUUGUGGAUCGGGAUUGGAACAGCGUUUUGAAGACUCAGAACAAAACCAAAGGGAACAACAACAAAGUCUCCGGUAAGAGUAACAGCCAGCCUUGUAGCCCGAGACAUGUUUCUUGUGAUAAAGACGACAAAAAAGUAGAUGACUUUCCGGUCAGGAAACGGAGGAAAGUGGGAAAUGAGUGUGUCGGAGAUGUAAAGACUGUGGAUAAGAUGUUUGGGAUUGUAUAUAGUAGGAAAAGGAAGAGACUUUCUGAACCAUCAAGUGAUAGAUCAGAAGAGCCACUACGAAGCCUGAAGUUUUAUUGCAGGCGAAGGAGAUUUCCCAGUCGGGUUUCUUCAGUUCGUCCUGUGCUUACUCUUACAGUAGAUUGGUCAUGUGAGGAUUGCUGGUUUCUAACUGUUUUCGGUUUGGCAAUGAGAUACACGAGGAGGGAACAACUGAGCCUGUCUUCGCUUACUUCUUUCUUCUUGUAUCAACCUAUCAACCAAGUGUUUGCAGACCAUGGCGUUCGAUUCCCUGUGGAGCCUCCCCUUAGCUCAAAGGGUGUCUGCAAGUUUUUUGGGGACAUGAAUUGUCUACCUCUCUUUUCAGCAGAUUUUGCUGUCAUUCCUCGAUGGUUUAUGGAUAUGCAUUUUACUCUGUUUCUAAGAGUUGCACCACGCUCUUUCUUCUUCGUAGAGAAAUUUCUGUAUUUGCUAGACAAUCCAGUUGAAGAAUCUGAUUUGGAGUCUGAAUUAGCUUUACCUGAACCUUGUAAUCUGAGGAAUGAAGGUGUAGUUGGGUUACAUCCAUCAGUGAGAGCCUCGAAGUUAACUGGAGGAAAUGCUCAAUAUAGAGGCAAUUUAGGUUCUCAUAGUUUCCAAAAGAGGAGAAGCUCAUUGAGAAGGAGAAGAGCAAGGAAUAUUUCACAUAAUGCACACAAGUCGUACAAUGGAACACCGGUUUUUGAUAUAUCAGGAAGUAGGAAAAACAGGACAGUAGCAGUAUCGCCGAGAAAGCUCAGAAGCUCAGUUCUAAGUAGCUCAUCUCCGGCUUCAAAUGUGCUUAGUAUCAUUCCGUUGGCGAAGACAAAAGAGGAGCUUGAUUCUUUAUGUUGUUCUGCGAAUAUAUUAAUGAUAUAUUCAGACAGAUGCUCCAGAGAAGAAGGGUUUAGUGUCAUGUUGGAAUUUUCUUCUUCAAAUGAGUGGUUUCUUGCAAUUAAGAAAGAUGGGGCAAUCAGAUACAGCCACAAGGCACAAAGGACUAUGAGACCAUGUUAUAGCAACCGGGUUACACAUGCAACAGUAUGGAUGGGAGGUGAUAAUUGGAAGCUUGAGUUUUGCGACAGACAAGAUUGGCUUGGUUUUAAAGAUAUAUAUAAAGAAUGCUAUGAACGGAAUGUAUUGGAACAGAGUGUGAAAGUUAUUCCUAUUCCUGGGGUAAGAGAAGUGUGUGGCUAUGCAGAGGAUAUAUAUGACUUCCCCUCAUUUUCUAGGCCGGUUCCAUAUAUAUCUGUGAACGAAGAUGAGGUUUCAAGGGCAAUGGCUCGAAGUAUUGCUCUUUAUGACAUGGAUUCUGAAGACGAAGAGUGGCUCGAAAGGCAGAACUGGGAACUGCUUGGUGAAGAAGAUGACCAAUUUCAACAACUUCAGCGGGAAACUUUUGAGUUGAUGAUUGAUGGGUUUGAAAAGUUUCAUUUCCAUAACCCUGCCGAUGAUCUCUUGGAUGAGAAAGCAACCACUGUAGCUAGUCUUUCAUACCUGGGUAGGCACGAGAUGGUUGAAGCAGUACAUGAUUACUGGUUGAAGAAAAGGAAGCAGCGAAAAGCACCACUCCUCAGAAUUUUCCAGGGUCAUCAAGUGAAGAAAACGCCGCUACUUUCCAAACCUGUGUUUCGGAAGAGAAGAUCCUUCAAAAGACAGGGGAGUCAACUCCAUGGAAAAGCCAAACAGGCAAGCCCUUGGCUCGUGGCUGUAAAGGCGGCUGAACCAGAGGAAGAAAACGAUUUUCUCAGAAUGGAAGAAGCCAAAACAUUGGCUGAUACAGCCAUGAAAGCUGCAAUAGCCAAAAGAAGACGAGCACAAAUUCUGGCAGAAAACGCAGAUUUGGCUGUUUACAAAGCGAUGAUGGCUCUCAGGAAUGCAGAAGUCAUUGAAGUAGCCGAAGAGGUCGAGGUCGACACAACCGUUUUCUUGAACUGAAAUGGUAAAGAUAGAAAACGUUAAUUGAUUGAAUCGGAAAGUUGGGUUCUUUUUGGCAUUUUUCAAAAGAGGAUUUGAAAAGAGGUAUAGUCUCUCUGUAGGUUUGGGUUUUAUAUGUAUAGUUCCUACGCUGAUAUUGUAAAUGAUUUAGAAAUUUUCUUUUGUUAGGGUUUUUUGUUCAUACUACUACCGUACGAUGAUGAUGCUCCAUUCUUACCUCUUUUUUUUUUCGUUUUUCUUCGGACCAAUAUAAUUUGAAGAAAUGUGAAAAAGUAAAAAAACAAAAGUUACAGGAGGUAUAUUGCAAUGUUCUAUGGUAGUUUUGUGUA
Messenger RNA from Camelina sativa (false flax), 3270 nucleotides. RefSeq lists its product as uncharacterized. Gene Ontology annotation, cellular component: NuA4 histone acetyltransferase complex. NCBI's taxonomy places the organism in Eukaryota, Viridiplantae, Streptophyta, Magnoliopsida, Brassicales, Brassicaceae. The record is from RefSeq and is a predicted model, not a curated record. Gene Ontology annotation, biological process: regulation of transcription by RNA polymerase II.